GGAGCAGGCGGCCGAGCGCUGGGGGAGCUGUGGGGGCGGCGCCCAGCCCACUGAGGAAGGAGGCGGGACCCGGCUGGAGUAUAGGGUCCAGCUGGACGAGCGCUCCAGCCGCAAGCCGGUCGGCGGACCCGCAGGUUUGAGGUGGAGCCCGGCAGUCUGCAUUGCUAGCCAGCUCCCUGAAACUGCAGCUGCUGCUCGGUGGACCCUCCUUGAGAUGACAAGAAGUACCUUUGGUCUGGCAGUCUGAAAAUCUUCGAAAAAGUGGAAGAUUUGUACUGUUUUUCCAUCUUUUCUUUUCUUUCUGAACUGCUGUCAGGAUGUUUUUCUCUGGUGGGCAGUGUGGCCAUGCUGCCAGACCUGAAGAGUUUUUACUGACAUUCAAGAUAUUUCUUGUCAUUAUUUGUCUCCAUGUCGUUUUGGUUACAUCCCUGGAAGACAAUGCUGAUAAUUCCAGUGUGUCACUACCAUCUGCUAAAUCGCCUAUUGUUGGUUUUGUUCCCUACUCCAAUGGUAUUCCAGAGGUUGAAACUACAAGUCUCAAUGAUGCUACUUCCAGUGUACUAACUACUUUAAACAGAACAGAAAAAGCUAAAAUCACUAUAGUAAAAACCUUCAAUGUAUCAGGAGUCAAACCCCAGGGAAGUUUCUGCAAUUUGUCAUCUAUUUGCAAUGACUCAGUGUUUUUUAGAGGUGAGAUAAUCUUUCAGUAUGACGAAGAAAGCAAUGUUACCCAGAAUCAAAACAUGGCUAAUGGCACCUUGACUAAAGUCCUGUCUCUAAGUGAACUGAAACGAUCAGAGCUCAACAAGACCCUGCAAGCCCUGAGUGAGACUUAUUUUAUAGUGUGUGCUACAGCAGAGGCUCAAAGCACAUUAAACUGUACAUUCACAGUAAAACUGAGUAAGACAAUGAACAUAUGUACUAUGAUCGUUGCUCUGAAAACAGUAAAGAUUCGACCAAUGGAACAGUGCUGCUGUUCCGUCAAGAUACCCUGCCCUUCCUCCCCAGAAGAGUUAGAAAAACUGCAGUGUGACCUGCAGGACCCCAUUAUCUGUGUUGGCUAUCCACAUGGCUCACCAUUUUCUUCCGGAACUUCCAUCUCAGUUGCUCCUCAAGUCACCAUUUCUUCCCAGGUCUCCAGUGCCUUCUCUUUAGUUGAUCCUCCAGAUCGUACACCUGUCACCCAGAGCCCUUCUCCAACAGGGGGGAUUCACCUUUCUUCUCCCCCGCCUUCAGUUUCUCUAUCUUCCAGCCCCAUCAUUCAUAUACCCCCCCAGUAUGGAACUCUCUCUUCUCCUGUCCCCCAAACUGGUCUCUCCAACAUCCAGCCAUCUAUGAAACCCUCGCUAACUUCUCCCACCACAUCUGCCCCUGUGAAUGCCAUCACAAUCGGCACAUCUCCUGACAAGACAGAAAUUGUUUACACGGACAUCAAUAUUUUGGAUCUUGAGGACCAGGUAUCUCAGAUGGAGAAGACUCUAUCCCUGGGCAGCCUGGAGCCUAACCUUGCAGAAAAUAUGAUCAAUCAAGUCAGCAGACUCCUCCGGUCCCCACCAGUUUUGCUGGCCCCUCUGGCCCAGAGGUUGCUGAAAAUUGUAGAUGACAUUGGCUUACAGCUGAAAUUUUCAAGCAAGAACAUAAGUUUGACCUCCCCUUCUCUGGCUUUGGCUGUGAUCAGCGUGAAUGCCAGUAAUUUUGACACAACUACCUUUGCUGCCCAAGACCCUGAAAAUCUUCAGGUUUCUUUGGAAACCCAGGCUCCUGAGAAUAGUAUUGGCAUUAUUACUCUACCUUCUUCGCUGAUGAGUAAUUUACCAGCUCAUGAUGUGGAGCUAGCUUCCAGGGUUCAGUUCAACUUUUUUGAAACACCUGCCCUGUUUCAGGAUCCUGCCUUGGAGAACCUCUCUCUGAUUAGCUAUGUCAUAUCAUCAAGUGUUGCAAACCUAACCAUCAAGAAUUUGACCCAAAAUGUGACAGUUACAUUAAAGCACAUCAAUCCAAGCCCGGCGAGAGAUGCCAAUCUGGAUGGCUUAACAGUGAGAUGUGUAUUUUGGGAUCUGGGCAGAAAUGGUGGCAGAGGAGGCUGGUCAUCCAAUGGCUGCUCCGUCCAAGACAGGAGGCUGAAUGAGACCAUCUGUACCUGCAGCCACCUUACAAGUUUUGGCGUUCUCCUGGACCUCUCUCGAACAUCCUUACCACCUGCUCAGAUGAUGGCCCUGACGUUUAUCACAUAUAUUGGCUGCGGGUUUUCAUCAAUCUUCCUGUCAGUUACUCUUGUGACCUACAUAGCCUUUGAAAAGAUCCGGAGGGACUACCCUUCCAAAAUUCUCAUCCAGCUGUGUGCGGCUCUGCUCCUGCUCAACCUGGUGUUCCUCUUGGACUCGUGGAUUGCUUUGUAUGACAUUCGAGGCCUGUGCAUCUCAGUGGCUAUACUUCUGCACUAUUUUCUCUUGGUCUCUUUCACGUGGAUGGGCCUGGAAGCAUUCCAUAUGUACCUGGCCCUGGUUAAAGUGUUUAAUACUUACAUCCGAAAAUACAUCGUGAAGUUCUGCGUUGUUGGCUGGGGAGUGCCAGCCGUGGUGGUGAUCAUUGUCCUGACUAUAUCUCCAGAGAACUACGGCCUUGGAUCUUAUGGGAAAUUUCCCAAUGGCUCACCUGAUGACUUUUGCUGGAUUAACAGCAAUGCUGUAUUCUACAUUACGGUUGUGGGAUAUUUCUGUGUGAUAUUUUUGCUGAACAUUAGCAUGUUCAUCGUGGUCCUGGUUCAACUCUGUCGAAUUAAAAAGAAGAAGCAACUGGGGGCCCAGAGAAAAACCAGUAUUCAAGACCUCAGGAGUGUUGCCGGCCUUACAUUUUUGCUGGGAAUCACUUGGGGCUUUGCCUUCUUUGCCUGGGGGCCAGUUAACAUCACCUUCAUGUAUCUCUUUGCCAUCUUCAAUACAUUACAAGGAUUUUUCAUAUUCAUCUUUUACUGUGUAGCAAAAGAGAAUGUCAGAAAGCAAUGGAGACGGUAUCUGUGUUGUGGAAAGCUCCGGCUGGCUGAAAAUUCUGACUGGAGUAAAACCGCUACUAAUGGCUUAAAGAAGCACACAGUAAACCAAGGAGUGUCCAGCUCUUCAAAUUCCUUACAGUCAAACAGUAACUCCACCCACUCCAGCACGCUGCUAGUGAAUAAUGAUUGCUCAGGACUCACAAGCGGGAAUGGGAAUGCUUCUACCGAGAAGAAUGGUGUUUCUUUCAGUGUUCAGAAUGGGGAUGUGUGUCUUCAUGAUUUUACUGGAAAACAGCACAUAUUUAAUGAGAAAGAAGAUUCCUGCAAUGGUAAAAGUCGAAUUGCUCUCAGAAGGACUUCAAAGCGGGGAAGCUUACACUUUAUUGAACAAAUGUGAUUCCUAUUUCUGAAAUCAUGAUGCUUGACAGUGUGAAAAAGUCCAGUUUUACCUUUUACACAAUGUGAGAUAUAUGAAAAUCAACAAGUUUAUACUCAGCAACCUCUGGAGAAGCAUAAGCUAUCUGAGGGCAGUAGUUACUAUUGGAAAAGGAAACUAAGACAUUUUGCCAUGGUUUGUAGACAUUUGUGAUUUGGUGUCUUAUCCUUCAUUUUAAAAGAAGAUUGGUUUUAAACAACACACUAAGAAUAAGACUCAGACAUUAAGAAUAAAAGUAGUUCCAUUACUGCCACACUUUUGAGGAGGUUCUCUGUGAUAACAUCAUGUAAAGCAGCUGCUGACUUUAGUCUUGGUGAGUUUAGUUGUGCAUGCCUUUGUUGUAAAUAAGCUAAAUUCUAGUGGCCCAUAUGUCAAAAAUCUUAAUUCUAUGUUUUUUGUAUUUAUUUUCUACUGUGUACAUUUAUUUCUUUGUAGAACUGUGGUUGUGUUGUUGUGUCUAAUGUGAUAAUUCGGAAAAUCCUUGCUGGUUCAGUGAACUCUAAAACUCCUCUUGGAGAUUAUAUGAGAUGCAGAAUACAGAAACUUCACUGAAAUCAAGAAAUGAUUAUGUCAGCCAGAUUGGGAAAAUGGAAGCAGACAGUGCCACAAUUAGCACAUACAGUGCCUUUGAGCAAGUUAGCAAGAAGAUGCCCCUGGUGGGCAGACACACCCCCAUGGGCUCGUCAGUUGACAAAUAGAAUGAAGGUCCUAUUUCAGUCCCACUUGCCCUCUUGGGUGUACCCCCUAUGCAGGGCACAACCUGUACAGUCAUACAUGGCAUCUGCUACCUAUCCAUCUCUUGACCUCAUCCCUACCCACCAGAUUAUGGAAUCUGUGCUAAGAUGAGUGACCUGAUAUGUUGGUUCAGAGGGCUAGACCUGUAGACCAUAUGUCAGGAAAAUUGUGACUGUGCAGGAGAGACAAACACUGCCACUUCUCAAAUCCCUGGAACAGGUCAGAAAUGGGAAGAAUAGGUUUUUAAAUUUUUUUAGAUGUAUAUAAAGGGGAGGGGGAAAUCCUAUUGCUGUUAUUUAAAAGGUAAAUGCAUGGUACUAUGACUGUUUUGACUGGUACACUCUGGCCUGGCCAGAGCUACACUUAAUUUUUCAAAGGUGUCAAAUCUUGAAUAGUGCAGAGUGAGUGACAAGGGAGCGGGGGAACGGCUGUCGGGAAUGGUGAACUAUCCUGCCAUUGUUUCCAGAAGUCUCAAACCCUGACUGCUUCUAAUUAGAGAGUCUAGCUUGCUUCCCAUUUCCAACUACUUGAGCAGCACUUCAAGUAUGUCUUUGGAGCAUUUUCAAAGCCUCUAGUUAGGUCUUUAAGUAAAUUUCCCUUGCAUAUAGUGAUAUUUCAAGUGAAUGUUGUAUACCAGACUAACCACAGUAACAAUGUAGUGCAUUUCUGUGAGUGCUAAUUUGUCUUUGCAAUAUUUCUUCUACUUAUUUGUCUUGUAUUUACAUGUUAAAAUCAACAAAAUAAAUUUGCAGUUAAAGCUUUUAA
Molecule: messenger RNA, 4928 nt
Organism: Erinaceus europaeus (western European hedgehog)
Lineage: Eukaryota; Metazoa; Chordata; Mammalia; Eulipotyphla; Erinaceidae
Gene: ADGRG2
Product: adhesion G protein-coupled receptor G2
Exons: 30
Coding region: 318-3389 (1023 amino acids)
Biological process (GO): adenylate cyclase-activating G protein-coupled receptor signaling pathway; cell surface receptor signaling pathway
Cellular component (GO): membrane
Molecular function (GO): G protein-coupled receptor activity
Source: RefSeq, a predicted model, not a curated record